This is a messenger RNA of Schistocerca gregaria, 838 nucleotides long. Its product is annotated as protein THEM6. The record is from RefSeq and is a predicted model, not a curated record. The coding region runs from base 108 to 713 and encodes 201 amino acids. NCBI's taxonomy places the organism in Eukaryota, Metazoa, Arthropoda, Insecta, Orthoptera, Acrididae. The transcript has 3 exons.
UGCCACUUGCCUGAUAGGUAGCGUCGGGUUUGCAGUGCAACGGAAGGCGCGCAGCAGGUCGCGCGCAUCUAGGCAUACUCUGCGUGGUGUUGUCAACGGUUGCAGCAAUGGCUUGCCUAGCAAUCAGUUGUAUCCUGCUCAUGCUCUAUGUACUCUUCGAUGUCGGUUAUUUCAUACGUAUUGCGUUCGUCAUAGCCGUGGGGAGGCUAUUUCAGCGAAAAGUGAAGGUGCUGGAGUCCACAUCCACCUACGGCAUAGUGACGACCCAGGACGUGGACAUCUUCCUGCGGUUCAUGAACAACGCGCGCUACGUACGCGAGCUGGACUUCGCGCGCUUCCACUUCUACGACCGCACGGGACUCUACUCGGAGAUCGUGCGACGCAAGGGCCACGCGCUGCAAGGCGCCACCACCGUGCGAUACCGCCGUAUCAUGCCGCUGCUCACCGUCUACCGCAUCGACACCAAGCUGAUCUACUGGGAUGAGAAGAGCAUCUACCUGGAACAGCAGUUUGUAACACCACGGGAUGGCUUUGUGCGUGCUGUGGUGCUGAGCCGACAGAAUGUGGUGGGCACUGAUGCGCGCGUCAUGAUGCGCGACCUGACACAGUGCGAAGCUCCGCCACCACCACCGAAGGAUCUGGAGCUGUGGUUGGAAGCUAUGGAUGCGUCUAGGACGCGCCUGAGACCUGAAGAUGCCUCCAAGAAAGACUGAGUAGUCUCCUAGUGUUGCUACCACAUAUUUUUUAGUUGGUGUUUUAUUAAUGUAACUACAACAUAUCACUGUAUCAAAACUUCAAACAUUUGUACCAUGGAAAUUAAUAAAAAUUUGUAUCAAUA